UAUCCCAGUCCAAACAAAAACAUACCUUCUGGAAAAUUUCUCAUCUCUGCCUCUUUCUGGGAAAUCAUGGCUGACCAAGAAAUCACCGAAAUUCUUCAAAAAACAGAAUCCCUUGGAAUCUCUGACUCUAUCCUCCGUUUCAAACCCCAAAAAGAGUGGUAUCGAGAAAAAACUUUGUGAGAUUCUGGUGGGAAAAUUGAUCUCUGAAAAGAAAUACUCAGCUGGAACCAUGGAACUCACCUUGAGUAGAAACUGGAGAGAGAUCAAGCAACCCUCCGUGGUGGAGCUGGGCACCAACACUUUCAGCAUCUCUUUCAAAUCAGGGGAAGAUAAACAGAAGAUCUGGGAAUCGCGCCCUUGGAAGAUCGCUGAUGCUCUUCUAGUUCUCAUUGACUGGAAAGGAAAAGGCAAAAUCAAAAUUGAAGAACUCAACUUCAACAAGACCAUCAUCUGGGUUCAAAUCCAUAACUUUCCAGGUGAACUCAGAUCUGAAGAAAACGUAGCCACCCCUCUAAACGAAAUAUUCAAAGAAAUCAUUAGAGGAGAUGAGAUGGGAGUUGCAGAAGGAAAAUAUGUAAGCUUCAUCAGGGUCUUGGUCGGCAUAGAUCUAUCUGAGCCCCUUGCUCCGGGCUUCUUCCUUCAAGAUGAUGCCCCCCCUGACAUUUGGGUCGAGUUUAAAUACGAGCGGCUUCCGGCAAAUUUCUGCUACUCCUGCGGCAGAAUCGGCCACUCCCAACUGAUGUGCAACCACCCAGAGGAAAGAGUUGAAGGGAGGUAUGGAGAAUGGACUCGUGCUGGCCACCACUCUCCGCCAUCUCCCCUAUCUUGUACCCCUGUGUUGACGCCGGGCACGGCAGAAAGUAAAACCGGCGAUAACUUUUCCUCUUCCGGCGACCGCUCGGUUGGACGACUCAUGGACGGGAGACUAUCCGGUGGACGGGGUCCCCGAGGCAAAGGAAGAAGAGAGGAAGCAGAUGUCAGAACCAAGACCCAUCUUCACAUGGGUACAACGGCUAGAUUGCCUGACUCGAGGAAGGAAACUGAUGGACCUCCGCCGGGUUUCGGGCUUCCUAGACCCACUGGUGCUGCAGACCAACUUUUACGGAUGAAAGAGGCAGACGAUUGCUCUCCUUACCAACCUAGAAAGCUCUCUUUUGGAAAAGAUCAAACUGACGAAGAAGGUGGGUGCACGCAGAAUCAAAGGGAGGCAGGGCAAGGCUCUGGCUCUAGGGUUGAUGUAGGUAUGGGAAUGGGCUUCUCCCCCCCAAGCCCAUAUCCGAACCUCCUCAACCCUCUGAUGGGCCAACAAAGCCUAUUUCCAAGCCCAAACUACCUCAACAUGUACCAGGAAAACAUGUUUCUCAACCAAGCCCAACUCCCCUUUCUGAUGUGGGAUAACAAUCAAAAUGAAGCCCAAUUCCUAAGCCCUUGGGGCCUAAAGAGUGAUCAGCCCAGGAAAAAGAUCAAAGUUACAAGGAAGAGGAAAAAUGGCGGCAGUACACUGGAAGUUGAGGGGCAAUAUGGAAGUCAAGCUGCUCCGAGGGAAUUCACUGAAGAAGAAGAUGGAACUGGAUAUUCUGAGGAAAUGGUGGCUGAACCAAAGCCAUCAGGGCAUCCAUGACUACAAUCUGCUGGAACUGUCGAGGAUUCGGGUCCGACUCGGCAGUUGACUAUCUUAGGGACUUGCAUCGAUCAUUCAAGCCAAUGAUCAUUUUCCUUAUGGAGACUAAGCAGCCUGAAAAUGAAAUGGAGAAAGAAAGAAGAAGGGCUAGAUAUGCUAACAAAUGGUACUGCAAUCC
Linum trigynum is the source of this 1799-nucleotide messenger RNA. NCBI's taxonomy places the organism in Eukaryota, Viridiplantae, Streptophyta, Magnoliopsida, Malpighiales, Linaceae. The record is from the annotation of a GenBank genome assembly.